Molecule: messenger RNA, 879 nt
Organism: Vicia villosa (hairy vetch)
Lineage: Eukaryota; Viridiplantae; Streptophyta; Magnoliopsida; Fabales; Fabaceae
Product: kinetochore protein SPC24 homolog
Exons: 5
Coding region: 49-660 (203 amino acids)
Biological process (GO): regulation of chromosome segregation
Source: RefSeq, a predicted model, not a curated record
ACUUUUUUUCAAACAAAAACAAAAGGCGGGGCCUCGUUAGGGUUGCUGAUGGCUCCUGAUUUCUCUAAAAACAUGGACACCAAUCAGCUGAUUUCUUUAGCCAAAGACGUCGUUAGGGUUUUGGAGGAUCCUACUGAUCGUGACUUCAACGUCUUCUCCGAAUGUCUCCAACGCACAUUCCCUAUUUCUUCAACCUGCAACUCCGAUCUCAACGAGGUUGCAUCCUCUUUCAAAGAUUAUCAGAACAAAGUAGAUUCCCACAAGCAGAAAAUAGAGGAUGUUAGAUCAGAGACUGUUGCUGAUGCAGAACUAGAGCUUCUGCAGAGUGAAUUGGAUGAAGAACUUGAAAAACAACGCUUGUUAAAAGAAGAGUUUAGAGCCAUUAGCAAUGAGUUUAAUGAUCUAGAAAAGCAACAGAUUUCUAUCAAAGAGCAGAAAAAGAAGUUACUCAAACUCGAGCAAGAAAGGCAGAGGGAACGGAUGCUACUUUCAAUGUAUGCUUCUGUCACAGAUAUUGUGCCAAAUUUGGAUGAUGAAUCGAAAAUUUCAGGAUUCAUUGUUGAAAAGGAAAAAAAAGCAGUGGAGAAAUUCGAAUACGACACGUCACAGAUGACUAUCCUUGAUGUAUGCAACGACAUCUGGAAAAUAAUAAGUGAUUGAUGCAUGUAAAAAUGCCUCUGUUGAAUGAUAUUUGUAACUUAAAGUAAUUUCUUACUGAGUGCCAUGUUAGGAAUCCAACAAUCACUUACUUAUGAAUGAUAAUUUAAAUCUUACAGUGUUGAUAUUGAGUUGUAGGAUACUAAGUUUCAUUAGUGUGUAUUUCAUGUCAAGAACUAGAUACUGGUUUGGAUCUUAACAUAGUUGGCCACCUGUUAUAUA